AUUCGACUUUCUGUGGCCAAUGCCUGGAAAUACCAAUGGUGUGGUAGGCCAGGUAUUGAUUUUCUUUACAAUAUUCCAUCAGAGAAUAUGAUUACGAUUUUCAAAUGAAGUGCUAAUACUCAACUAAUUCACGAUCCUAUUUAUGUAGGAAGACUUGUUUAAAAUUGUCGUCGAAAAUUUAAAACGCCGAUAAGUAAUUUAAUCAGUGCAUUGAAAUAAUUAUUUAAUUGUGAAGGGUGCCACCGUUUUACAAUGGCAACCGAUCCUUGGGUGAUAACUGCGAGAGAAAUGGCGAGAUAUAAUGAACAAUUUAAGAGUCUUCAGCCAGUUGGUGGAGUUGUGACUGGGGCACAGGCAAAAGGAUUUUUGCUGCAGUCUCAGCUACCACCAGCUAUAUUAGGACAGAUAUGGACUCUGUCCGAUACUGAUGCAGAUGGAAAAAUGGAUAUAAAUGAAUUUAGUAUAGCAUGUAAAUUAAUCAAUUUAAAACUUCGGGGCUUUGAAAUCCCAAAAACCUUACCACUGGCCAUGGUAAAAUCUCUUUCUAUGCAAACCAACACGCCAACAAAUGCACAGCCAGUUGUUAAUACAAUGCCAGCUCCUAUGUUGAGAAUGAGUUCAUUGGGUCAAAUUGAUCCCCUGGGCACAAUGAAUACUCUUAACCAGAGGCAUUUGAUGUCUGCAUCGACUUCUAAUGUAGCAGAUUUAAAUCAUGGGUUACCACUAGACAAUAAUUUUACUGGAGGAAUGCCAGUAAAUCAAAGUAAGUUUGGGGCUAUGCCUAUAACGAGUAAUACUGCUUUGGUCAUGAAUGCAGCCCCUUUGGUGUCAGAUUUGAAUGAAUCUCGUAAACAAUCUCUGGGUGGUGUACCUCUAAUACCUUCCGCACCACUUGCAAAUGCUGCAUCAUUGAUCAAUACUGCAGCACCCUUAGUUAACACUGCACCACUAUUGAAUACUGCACCUCUAGUUAAUACACCACCUGUUAUUCCUCCUGGUGUAGUUACGCCGCCAAAUCAACUCAUAUCUCCAGUAAUAACACAGCAGCCUGUUGCUAAGCCAGUUGGAGUUGUUGAAAGAUCUGGAUCUAUUUCUUCUAUUGAUUCUCCUGCUCAUUUAGAGUGGGCUGUACCACAACAAAUUAAGUUGAAAUAUACUCAAGUUUUCAAUUCAAUGGAUCGUACACGAAGUGGAUUUUUAUCUGGCCCUCAAGCUCGUAAUAUUAUGGUCCAAACAAAGUUGCCCCAAAAUGUUCUUGCCUCUAUUUGGUCAUUAUCAGAUAUGGAUAAUGAUGGAAAAUUAGGUUGUGAUGAGUUUGUUCUUGCAAUGUUUCUAUGUGAUCAGGCCCUUGCCGGAGAAAAAGUACCAUCUGUACUUCCCUCAAGUUUAAUUCCACCAACCUUCAAACGCACAUUGCUUUCGCGGCACAAUUCAUUGGUAGGGCAAACAGCAAGUGCAACAGGAUCACCAUCUUCUGCUGAUGGUGGCGACGUUUGUCCAGCCUCUACUCUUCCACAAACUUCAUUUGAAGAUAAACGCAAAGAAAACUAUGAGAAAGGACAAGCUGAAUUAGAGAGGAGGCGUAAGGCACUUCUUGAGAUACAACGUAAAGAACAAGAAGAAAGGGAAAGGAAAGAAAGAGAAGAGGCUGAAAAAAGAGAAAAGGCUCGUUUGGAACAAGAAAGGAAGAGACAAGAGGAACUCGAGAGACAGUUACAGAGGCAAAAAGAAAUUGAGCAAGAGAAAGAAGAGCAAAGGCGAAGACAGCAAGAACAGAGAGAAGCUGCUAGAAAGGAAAUGGAAAGACAAAGGCAGAUGGAAUGGGAAAAUCAGAAGCUUCAGGAUUUACAACAAUUACGUCAGAAAGAACAAGAAAAUAUUUUACGAUUGAAAGCCCAAAACCAAAGUCUUACAAUAGAAUUAACUACCUUGAAUGAUAAAGUAAAAGAUUUAUCACAAAAAAUUUGUGAUACACGUGUUGGUGUGUCUUCCGUAAAGACAACUAUAGAUGGUAUGAGAACAACAAGAGAUUCCCAAGUUACUGAAAUGGCUCAAUUGAAAAACAAAUUGAAGGACCAGAAUGCAAGAUUAGUUAUUAUAAGCCAAGAAAAAGCACGCCUUGAAGCCAAAAACAAAAUGAACUUAAUGCAAAGUGCAGCAAAUCAAGAGCAAAUGAACACAGCAUUCUCAAAUAAACAUAUAACUCUGAAACAAUUGCGAGAUAAAUAUGAAGAUACACAAAAACAGAUAGACUUGAAAAUGGUUGAUAUAAAAAAUAACAAUUUGCAAUUGUCAGAGCUAAAAAGUCAUUUAACUUCUUUAGUGGAGGAAUGUGAAAAGCUUUUUGAAAUUUAUGAUGAACACCGAAAAAAGGUCAUUGAAAUGAAGACUUCGAAAGAUACGGGUUAUGGAAGUGAAUGGGAUGAUAAUGCUUGGGACAUCAAGGGCAACGCCUGGCCUGAGAAUACUCAAUCAACACCUGCAGUAUCGAGCUCAACUAAUAUGGUCAAAUACCGAGCAGUAUAUGAGUUUGUAGCUAGAAACAGCGAUGAAAUUUCAUUUCAACCUGGAGAUAUCAUAAUGGUUCCACUCGAGCAAAAUGCUGAACCUGGGUGGUUAGCUGGGGAAAUCAGGGGUUCAACAGGCUGGUUUCCAGAAUCCUAUGUUGAACCGGUAGAUGCCAAUGUACAAAUAUCAUUUGGACAAGAAAAUCAUGAUACUAUUAUGAGACAUCAACUUGAAGGUAUAGCUGAGGUUCCUGAAAACACACCAUCUGAGGUCACAACUGAUACAUAUUCUACUACAACUGCACCAGCAGAUUCAACUACCGGUGAAGUUGACUAUUAUAUUGCUUCCUAUCCAUAUCAGUCUACGGAACAAGGAGAUCUUACCUUUACUGCAAAUGAAAUAAUUAAAGUUAUUAAGAAAGAAGGUGACUGGUGGACAGGUGUCAUAGAUGAUAGAACUGGAAUUUUUCCAUCCAACUAUGUUCAAAAAGCCCCAGCGGAAAGCGUACCGGCCGAUAAUAAUUUGCCCGAUAAUUCAAAUAUUGUUGCUCAAGACAACACAUCCGUUGUCACUGAUAAAACUACUCAUGCACCAGUGAGUAAUCAGGAUUCCACUGGUGCAGGCAGCAUGACUCCAGUUGAUUCUGAAAUAACACAAAUUACUAACAGGGCUGCGGCCUCCGAACAGCAUGCCACAAUGCCAGCUGAUGCCACACCAGAUUUUGCCGCACUUUCGGCAAAUAAUCAGACUAUCAAAAGUAAGAAACCAGAAAUAGUUCAAGUGAUAGCACCAUAUGAAUCUACCAGUAGCGAACAACUUAGUUUGCAACGCGGACAGCUAAUCAUGAUUCGGAAAAAGACUGAUAGUGGUUGGUGGGAGGGCGAGCUGCAAGCUAAAGGUCGUCGCAAACAGGUAGGCUGGUUCCCGGCUAGUUAUGUGAAACUACUUGUGGGAGGCAGAAAUAGUGGACGGAACACCCCAGUCUCAGCCAGCAAAACGGAUAUGAUGGAGCAGGUUUUGGAUAAAGUUAUAGCAUUAUAUCCUUACACCGCACAAAAUGAGGAUGAAUUAAGCUUUGAAAAAGAUGACAUAAUAAGUGUAACUGGUCGUGAUGAAGCAUCUUGGUGGAGGGGCGAGAAAAAUGGUGUUACUGGUCUCUUUCCUAGCAAUUAUGUUGGACCAUUAACAGGUAAUCCAUAAACGGUAAAUCUGCGCUCACCCGUGCUAAUAUUUGUUGUAAUAAGAUAAAUAAUGAAUAAACUUUAGCAGUGGAUGUAAGUAAUAGACACGAUGAUUUGUAUAUUAAUAACCUUUUUAGUUAACAAAACUUUCUACAGAACUGUUAAUGCAAA
Molecule: messenger RNA, 3860 nt
Organism: Ctenocephalides felis (cat flea)
Lineage: Eukaryota; Metazoa; Arthropoda; Insecta; Siphonaptera; Pulicidae
Gene: Dap160
Product: intersectin-1
Exons: 18
Coding region: 253-3708 (1151 amino acids)
Biological process (GO): endosomal transport; clathrin-dependent synaptic vesicle endocytosis
Cellular component (GO): clathrin-coated pit; cytoplasm; intracellular vesicle
Molecular function (GO): protein binding; molecular adaptor activity; calcium ion binding
Source: RefSeq, a predicted model, not a curated record